AUGGCAGAGACGCAUAGCAAUAGCAGAACUAUGCGAUCAGUCAUUUUUGAUGGCCACCCGCUCAAGAUUCAUGUCCGCGAUGUUCCGAAGGCAAAAGUCGCCAGGCAAACUGAUGCCGUGGUUCGGGUCACUUCAGCCGCUAUCUGCGGCUCCGACCUGCACAACUACCACGGCGUCUUUGGUAGCAACCGGGUUCCUUAUCCUAUUGGACAUGAGGCCAUGGGUAUCGUCGAGAAGAUCGGAGCAGAUGUUGAUUCUGUGAAGGUUGGGGCUCGGGUCAUUAUCCCUGACAUUCCUGAUGGCGUUGGGCUGGAUUUAGAACCAGCAACCUACCCUGCAGUUGCAUUGUAUGGACAGGGAUCCGACUUUGGCAAUUUGGGAGGCUGCCAAGCCGAAUUCGUCCGUGUUCCACUUGCGGACAAGUCCUUGAUCAUUCUCGAUAAGGAAUUUGAUGAGAUCGAGGAUAAGGAUCUGGUUGUUCUUUCAGAUAUCUUCCCUACUGCUUGGAUGGGGGUCACCUGGUCGGGCUUCCAGGCCGGAGAUAAGAUCGCGAUCUUUGGGGCAGGCCCAGUCGGACUUCUUGCUGCGUACUCUGCAAUUCUCCGUGGGGCCUCUCGUGUGUAUUCCGUUGACUCUGUAGAAAAGCGACUCGAACUCGCAGCGUCCAUUGGAGCCAUUCCGAUCAACUUCACGAAGGGCGAACCGUCAGCGCAGAUUCUGGCCCGGGAACCGGGUGGCGUUCAGCGCACCGUAGAUUGUGUUGGGGAGGAAUGCGUCAACGAAAAAUUGAAGCCCGAUCAGUCCUUUGUUAUUACGCAGGCAAUUAAGUGCACCAGCGUGGGUGGUGGUUUGGGGGUUGUCGGGGUACACUUUGCUCAACCGAGUUCCAAAGGGGUUGAACGGGGCGACACCAUCUCACCAAAUAUGGUAUUCCCUAUCACGCUUUUCUGGGAGAAAAACUUGAGCAUUCGUGGCGGUAUAGUGGACAGCAAAUUAUUUGUUGAGCCACUGCUGGAACUUGUGAAAAGUGGCAUAGCUAACCCUGGUUUCAUCUUCUCCAGCAUCAUUGAUAUCGAAGAGGCACCAAAGGCAUACCAACGAUUCUCUGAUCACCUGGAGACAAAAGUCAUGAUAAAAUUCUGCUAG
Messenger RNA from Penicillium concentricum, 1146 nucleotides. Its product is annotated as glutathione-independent formaldehyde dehydrogenase. Bases 1 to 1146 code for a protein of 381 amino acids. Lineage: Eukaryota; Fungi; Ascomycota; Eurotiomycetes; Eurotiales; Aspergillaceae. The transcript has 2 exons. Gene Ontology annotation, molecular function: oxidoreductase activity; zinc ion binding. The record is from RefSeq and is a predicted model, not a curated record.